AUGUUUCAUUUUCUUGGUCUCCAUUGGGAUGAUAUUGUGUAUUUAAUACUGCUUUUUGGCUCAAUCGGAUUUGGUUCGUUUUUCAGAAGCAUUAAAAACCCUAAAGACAGGCAAAACAUUAGUUCGUUAAUAGGAUUCAUAAUAGUGAUUAUAGUAUCUGGAAGACAUACAGUUUAUCCAUUAAUAUGUACUUUAAUUAAUGCCCUGAUUAUAAAAUGUUUGGAUAGAAAAAUUGUUCAUAAAGUGAGUUUUGUUUUUUCGUUCACGUUUUUGAUUCUGUUCCGUUCUGUUGAGUAUUUUGGUCUUCCGGCUUACCCCAAUCCCACUAAUCUGGUGAUGAUGAUAAUGACAUUGAAGAUGGUGGGUCUAGCCUUUGAAGUAAAUGAUGUCUAUAAACACCAAAAUAAUCUUAAGGACAACAAAUCUCAAGAAACAAGACUUAUUGAAAUACCUUCAUUUAUUGAUAUUUUUCACUAUGGUUAUUCAUAUUUAGGAGUUCUAGCAGGUCCUUAUUAUACAUAUCGAACAUACUGUGAUUUGUUUACUGCUCCAUUUUGGAAGUAUGCCAAUUGUGAAUCUGUUGCUUUAGAAAGAUUUAAGUACCUGCCACUCUAUGGGGUUAUAUUUCUUGUACUUAGCUACUAUUAUCCUUUUAGCGAAGUUGAAGAUAUUGAGUAUUUUAAUGAAAGAAGUCUAUGGUACAGAUUAUGGUUUAGUUUCCCAUCAUUUGCUCAAUUUCGGAUGAGGAUGUAUAUUGGUAUGAGAUUGGCUGAAAUUGUCAUAAUUAUGGGUGGCUUGGGUGCGUACCCUGAAUUUUGUAAACCAGCUACUCUAGGUCCGACUACCAAUUUGAGGCAAUUAACAGAAUUGAGUAAUGAUGAGGAGAAAGCUAGUAAAGAAAAGUACAACUUUGUGGCAAUAUAUAGCAUAGAACCAUAUCACACAGAAUUUGAAACUACCGUGAGGGCUUCUAUGAAGUAUUGGAAUAUGUCCGUUCAGUGUUGGCUCACCAGUUAUAUUUAUCUUAGGUCCUCUAAAGCAUACAGGACUUUAUUCACUUUUGUUGUUUCUGCUGUAUGGCAUGGUACUUCACCUGGAUAUUUCUUUUCAUUUGUUUCUGUAGCACUAUUUCUUCCAAUCGAAGAUAUUUAUAGAAGAAAAAGUAAACAAAUGGAAGUUCCCUCUUUUGUAAGUUAUGGAAUGUUUAACAUGUUCGCAAUUCAAUAGAAAUU
This is a messenger RNA of Nezara viridula (southern green stink bug), 1232 nucleotides long. The record is from the annotation of a GenBank genome assembly. Lineage: Eukaryota; Metazoa; Arthropoda; Insecta; Hemiptera; Pentatomidae.